AUGACACAGAAUGAGAACAAAACCCUUUCUGGGACGGAUUUGGAAAGUGAUCUCAAUACCAGCUUCAGAUCCCAGACAUCUUUAGAAGCGAAGGCCGAGGACCAAGCAACCUUUGGAUUGACUCAGGAUGCCUUUGGCGACGAAUCGAACGCUGAGGUGAAAUACAAGGUCCUAUCAUGGUGGCAAUGUGGAUUACUCAUGAUCGCAGAAUCGAUAUCCCUCGGCGUCUUAUCCUUACCAGCAGCUGUUGCUACGCUCGGCCUAGUCCCGGCUGUUAUUCUUAUCAUCGGCCUUGGGCUUUUGGCCACAUACACCGGCUAUGUCCUUGGUCAAUUCAAGUGGAAGCAUCCCCAGAUUUCCAAUAUGGCGGACGCCGGUGAGGUCCUGAUGGGGUCUUUUGGUCGAGAGCUAUUGUGUGCCGGGCAAACACUGUUUCUCAUCUUUCUCAUGGCAGGCCAUCUUGUAACCUUCACGGUCGCAAUGAACUCUAUUAGCGACCAUGCCACCUGUUCAAUGGCCUUUGGUGUGGUUGGGCUUGUGGUCUCGUUCAUUUGUUCUCUGCCGCGGACGAUGAAGAAUAUCUCCUGGCUUUCCAUAAUAUCCUUUAUAAGUAUCUUAGCCGGCGUGUUCGUUACGAUGAUCAGUGUGGGUAUCACAAAACCUGGCACUGGUGAAGCAGCAACGACCAAAACCAACCUAUACCAUGGAUUCUCAGCAGUAUCUAACAUUGUAUUCUCUUACGCCGGACAUAUCGGGUACUAUAGUUUUAUGGGAGAGUUAAAGAACCCCCGUGACUUCCCCAAGUCUCUCUAUCUCCUUCAGAGUGCUGAGAUUGGCAUUUACCUUUUGGCAUCUCUCGUGAUCUACCGGUAUGCCGGUGCAGACGUCGCCUCACCCGCGCUAGGGUCUGCCCCUUCAGUCGUCAGCAAAAUAGCCUACGGGCUUGCGUUACCAGCUAUCCUAAUUUCAGGCGUCGUUGCAGGCCACGUCGCCUCGAAGCUUAUCUACAUGCGCAUAUCGUCUGGCACAGACCGCAUGCACAAGCGGGACUUCGCCGCCAUCGGAUCUUGGAUUGGCGUCAUUUUAACACUUUGGGUCCUUGCAUGGAUAAUUGCCGAAGCUAUUCCUGGAUUCAACAGUAUUCUGACUUUGAUCAGUGCGUUAUUUGCGAGCUGGUUCUCUUACGGUCUUCCCGGGUUCUGUUGGCUGCAUAUGAACGCCGGCGCAUACUUUGCCUCGGGCAAAAAGGUCUUGCUCACCUUGAUCAAUGUAUUGACAAUUGGUAUGGCGUUUUGUAUAUGUGGCCUGGGUGUUUAUGUGGCAGGGAAGGAUAUUCAUACCAACCAUUCUGGGGCUAGCUUUUCUUGUGCGAAUAACGCAUAG
Molecule: messenger RNA, 1383 nt
Organism: Aspergillus bombycis
Lineage: Eukaryota; Fungi; Ascomycota; Eurotiomycetes; Eurotiales; Aspergillaceae
Product: amino acid transporter
Exons: 7
Coding region: 1-1383 (460 amino acids)
Biological process (GO): amino acid transmembrane transport
Cellular component (GO): vacuolar membrane
Molecular function (GO): amino acid transmembrane transporter activity
Source: RefSeq, a predicted model, not a curated record